Molecule: messenger RNA, 6298 nt
Organism: Nylanderia fulva
Lineage: Eukaryota; Metazoa; Arthropoda; Insecta; Hymenoptera; Formicidae
Gene: clu
Product: clustered mitochondria protein homolog
Biological process (GO): intracellular distribution of mitochondria; organelle organization
Cellular component (GO): cytoplasm
Molecular function (GO): mRNA binding; protein binding
Source: RefSeq, a predicted model, not a curated record
GCGGACCGCGCGCGCUCGAGUAGUGCGUCGCCCGUGAAAAAGUCGGACGUCGUCGUCGUUCUCCGUCUCGGUCGGCACCGAACGGACGAUUCAAAAGGGUGUGCGUGCGCGCGCGAUCGGAUAAAUCGGAACGAGGACGAGCGAAGGAGCGAAAGGACGUGCGAAGAAGAGGAGUCUCGCGUAAAACUGCGGAGGCAAAAUCGGAAGACAUAUAAUUGAAGAGGAAGGCUCGUGCACAUCUAUCUACACCCCGUCCUUAAUUACAUCGUUUUCUUCCUCCUCGUCCUCAUCGAUAUCGUCGUCGUCGUCGUCGUCUAGAUGGUCGCGGAAAUGGCAGUCGGCGCGCAGAUCGACACGUCCGAGAGGGACACCGGCAAUUCAACGAUCCCGUUGCUGAAUGGCGAGCAGGAUCACGAGGCUGCGAAAACGACCGAGGUGAAGCAGGAAACAGAGGAGAGUGGAAGCACGAGUUCUGCUCCGGAGAAUGUUGUGGAAAAGGGAGAAGUCGAGGCGACGAAGGAAAGCGAGAAGGAGAAGGACAAUAAGGACAAUGACGGGAACGAGAAGGAAGCAGAUGUUGCUGAUAAGGAGAAGGAUCCCUCGAAUGAGCAGGAGGUCGUCUUCAUUCAGGAUAUGGGCUUCACCGUCAAGAUCGUCAGCCCGGGUUCUGAUCCUUUCGACAUACAGGUCUCCAGCAUGGAGCUUGUGCAGGAAAUCCAUCAGCUACUCAUGGACCGUGAAGACACGUGCCACCGCACAUGCUUUUCACUGCAGCUGGAUGGCAACACAUUGGAUAACUUCGCCGAGCUGAAGAAUAUUGAGGGCCUGAAGGACGGUUCGAUCAUCAAGGUAGUGGAAGAGCCGUAUACGAUGCGGGAGGCGCGCAUACACGUGCGACAUGUGCGCGAUCUUCUCAAGUCUGUGGAUCCCGCAGACGCUUACAAUGGCGUCGAGUGCAGCAGUCUAUCGUUUCUCAAUGCUGUUACGAACGGCGAUAUUACAGAGAAGAAGAAGAAUCGAGCAGAUUCAGUCGAUUGUACGCCGCCCGAUUACAUCAUACCCGGUUGUAAGGACAGGCCCUUGUUUCCUCUCCAGCCGCAGAUGAAGGAGCAAAAGUGUCCGCCGUGUCUAAAAGUCCUAACGACGUCAGGAUGGAAUCCACCGCCUGGCCACAGAAAGCUUCACGGUGAUCUGAUAUAUCUGCACGUGGUCACAUUGGAGGACAAGCAGUAUUAUUUAACCGCAUGCGCCAGAGGUUUCUUCGUUAAUCAGUCGACCAAAGAAGUGUUCAAUCCUAAACCAGCUACACCUAGUCACUUAUGCCACAGUUUGAUUGAGCUCUUAAAUCAACUUAGUCCGGCCUUUAAACGAGGAUUUGCCGCAAUGCAACGACGCAGGACUCUAAGGCAUCCUUUCGAGCGAGUGGCAACGCCUUAUCAACUAUAUGCCUGGAGUGCACCGACAAUCGAGCACACCAUCGACGCCAUUCGCGCGGAAGACACUUUCUCCUCCAAAUUGGGAUACGAAGAACACAUCCCAGGACAAACUCGCGAUUGGAACGAAGAAUUGCAAACUACGAGGGAAUUACCACGUAAAAAUCUUCCUGAGAGAUUGCUACGGGAACGUGCUAUUUUCAAGGUUCACAGCGAUUUUGUGGCCGCCGCGACUCGUGGAGCGAUGGCAGUGAUUGAUGGCAAUGUAAUGGCGAUCAAUCCCGGCGAGGAAGCCAAAAUGCAGAUGUUUAUCUGGAAUAACAUUUUCUUUUCGCUUGGUUUCGACGUACGCGAUCAUUACAAAGAGUUGGGUGGUGACGCUGCAGCUUUUGUCGCGCCUCGCAACGAUCUACAAGGUGUUCGGGUAUAUGCAGCCGUGGACUUGCCCGGUCUUUAUACUCUCGGCACGGUUGUUAUCGAUUACAGAGGCUAUCGCGUUACUGCGCAAUCUAUCAUACCGGGUAUACUAGAACGUGAACAGGAACAAUCAGUGGUCUAUGGGUCUAUCGACUUUGGAAAGACAGUUCUCACGCAUCCCAAGUACCUUGAAUUGCUGAAUAAAGCUGGUCAACAGCUAAAGAUUCUUCCUCAUAAAGUGAUCAACGAUGCUGGCGAAGAGAUCGAACUUUGCAGCAGUGUUGAGUGCAAGGGUAUCAUUGGUAAUGAUUCACGACAUUAUGUGCUGGACCUAUUAAGGACUUUCCCGCCCGACGUGAAUUUUUUGAAAUUGGAAGGUGUGGAGCUAAGCAAGGAAGCGCGAGCCUUAGGUUUUCCGGUGGAACAUAAACAUAGACUAGCCUGUCUGCGUCAGGAGCUCAUAGAUUCGUUUGUUGAGGCAAGAUAUGUUCAAUUCAUUAAGCACGCGGCCGUUCAUCUUCAGCAGCUCACAUCAGCUAGAAGAUCUCAAAAGGAAAAAGAAACAACUACCAAAGAGGAUAAAAAAGAGGAUUCAAUGGCCAUUGCGACUGUGGAUAGUAACAAAGAGGAUUGCACCCAAUCGCUGAUAGAGGCUGACGAAGCUAAAAAGAUCGUCGAGAGCAUCACUGAUUCGAUUACAGGCGGCGAGAAACAAGAACUAGAAGAGAGUACCAAGGAGAUAGUGCGAAGAGCUGCAGCGGCGGUGGGCAGUCUGCGAGAUGCCGAAUUCGAUGUGAGAUUCAAUCCAGAUGUGUUCUCUCCUGGCGUUAAACAUCCGGACUUUAAUGGCGUCGAUCUAAAAAAACAGAAGCAAUUAGUAAAGGACGCCGCGGAUUUCUUACUUACAGUGCAGCUACCUACGUUCAUACGAGAGUGCUUGGACCACACAGCAGCUGCGAUGGAUGGUAGUACGUUGGUGGAGGCUCUCCACGGUAGAGGCAUUAACGUUCGUUAUCUCGGUAAAUUAGCGGCCAUGUUAGCAGCAGUGCCGCAACUACAAUAUCUUAAUCGUAUCGCUGUAUCCGAACUGAUUCUUCGAUCGGCCAAACACAUUUUCACCUCUUACAUGCAGGUGUGUGUGUAUGUGCGUGGUACGGAACUGAUGGGUCUGUCUGCAGCUGUCAGCCACUUUUUGAAUUGUUUCCUGUCUUCGGCGCAAAUAAUACACCCGCAACAAAAUCUAGAAGAACUUCAAAGCAAAACUGCGAAACGCCGCAACAAACGCAAAGGUAGAAAUAAUGGGCCGCAACAAUCAGAAGUAGAGUGGGCAUCGUUAACGCCUAAAUCAUUGUGGCAACAAAUUAAAGGUGAUUUGAAGGCCUAUUAUGACUGGGAAACACCGAGCCCGGAGUCUCUGGACGUCACGAUAGAGCACUUCCAUUUGCAAAAGAUUUCGCUGCUGCGUAGCUUUUGCAUCAAGACUGGUAUUCAAAUACUGCUGCGCGAGUACAGCUUCGAGAACAAGAACCGAUCGACAUUUUUCGAGGAUGACAUACUGAACAUUUUUCCUGUCGUCAAGCAUAUCAAUCCUAGAGCUAGUGAUGCGUAUAAUUUUUACACAACCGGUCAAAGCAAAAUUCAGCAAGGAUACUUAAAGGAUGGAUAUGAGUUAAUUAGCGAAGCACUGAAUCUACUGAAUAAUGUUUAUGGUGCGAUGCAUCCUGAAAUUGCACAGUGCCUCAGAAUGUUAGCGAGACUGAAUUAUAUAAUGGGCGAUCAUGCAGAGGCACUCGCUACUCAACAAAAGGCAGUUCUUAUGUCAGAGAGGGUCAACGGCAUUGAUCAUCCGUACACCAUCACAGAAUACAUACAUCUCGCCUUAUACUCCUUUGCCAAUGGCCAAGUAUCUGUGUCAUUAAGAUUACUGUAUAGAGCACGUUAUUUGGCAUUACUAGUCUGCGGCGAGGAUCAUCCGGAAGUGGCCUUGCUCGAUAGCAACAUCUCGUUGAUCUUACACGCGGUCGGUGAAUAUGAAUUGUCACUGCGCUUCCUGGAACACGCGUUAGCUCUCAAUUUACGUUAUCACGGUUCGCGUUCGCUCAAAGUUGCGGUGUCUUAUCAUUUGGUGGCACGCACGCAGUCAUGUAUGGGUGAUUUCCGGGCGGCACUGAACAACGAGAAGGAGACGUAUGCGAUCUACAAGCAACAACUAGGCGAGGAACAUGAGAAGACGAAAGAAAGCAGCGAUUGUCUACGUCACCUGACUCAGCAGGCGGUUGUAUUGCAAAAGAAGAUGAAUGAGAUCUAUACGGGCAAGUCAGGCGUGAGCUUGCCACCCAUUCAGGUACAGCCGCCUAGCAUGGGUUCCGUGUUAGACAUGCUCAACGUCAUCAAUGGCAUCCUUUUCGUGCAAAUUAGUCAACAAGACAUCGACAACUUUAAAGCGGAGAUCGAAAAACGGCAGAAGGAACAGUCGCAAUUGGAUAGUAGCGAGGUCAUCAAGAUCGAAAAGGACGUAAAGAAAGACGACAAGGAGAUCAAGAAGAUAUGUACGACGAUAGAGAAGAAAGUCGAGACGAUCGAAGAAGAAAAGACAGAGAUAAAUAAUCUGGAAACUAGCAAAGCCGGUAGCUUGGAACCAGUCGUAGCAGCGGAGAGCUGAACUCUUCGCUCGUUGACGACGAACGAUAGUGACGAACGAUAGUCUUUCCUUUCUCUUUUUCUGAGCCCUAGUCCCUCUCCUCGUGGAAACAAUUUCGCGCGAGGAUUGUUACGUGUACAGUAUAUAUAGGGUAUACAUAUGAUAUCUGCAUGUAUAUGUAUGUAUACAAUAUAUAUAUUUGAUACUUGCACUCUGUUUCAUUAUAUCGUAUAAAUAGUUGGAGACUCUCGAAAAGAGACGAGAUGCAAAACAAUGUUGUCGUCGAUGGUGUUUACGAAAAAAGAGAAAAGAAUACAUUACACAUUCGCGCGAAAGAUUGAAUUUUUACACGAAAAACGCACACUUAUUUGUUAUACCAAAUGUAUAUAACAAGAAGAUAAGAAAGUGCCAUGUCGCUUAAAAAGCAAUCUUUAAUGCGAGCGUCUUAGAUGUAAGAGGUAUUGUGCCGUCUUCGCAUCACAAAAUCAAAGAGCAAUGUGAUUUCUUCACACUUGUGCGCGAUCAUAUAUAUAUAUAUAUAUAUAUUUUUUUUUUCUUUCUUUUUUUAAGAGUUCAAGUUAUUCGUCCCAACACUAGCGGAUCCUGACGUCGAUUAUGGAGGGGAGGGGAUUUGCGAAAUUAUUUAAUUAAUAUUUUUUGUUUCAUGCUUAGCUUUUACUCAAGACUCAACAAUAAAUUGUUUUAAUUUGCAAGGGAGGUUUAACCCCCUCCUCCCCCAGGACCCGCUAGUGCGUCCCAAUGACGAAGGUGAUAUAACGCUUAUCAGUUGUUAUUUCGAUGAAACAAUUUGUUAAUGUUGGAAAAUCGAUCGAAUUUCUUGUAAAUUUUGAAAAUUGUCUUAUUUUUUUUCUAUUAUGUAUACCGUGUGUUUUAUUAAUCUUUUUUGUGUCAUCACGUCCUUUUUUGGCCUUCACUGUCAUCAUUGGUCUAGUCGCCAUCGAUAAAAAAAGAAAGAAAGCACCACGAUAUCCAAACUCAUGCAUAUAAUCAUCACCUUACAUCGGUCAUUACAGCAAUCGCGUGAAAGUGCUUCCUCUUUUCGAAUAUUAUUGAAUCAUAUUAGGUUUUUAUUUUUAAAGUAUACAACUAAAUUACAAUGUAUAUUCUUUACUCUCAGUUUCGACAGUGAUAAUAAGAAUAGCAUUAUUUACCUCCAAUGUUCGUCAUAAGGACACAAUAAUUGAUCGUUAAUCAAAUCACCGCGAUCGAUGUAGUAGUAGAUUUCAAGUUUCGCGAUUAGAGUCGUAAGUAAACGAGAAACACAAUUGUUACCGUGCUGUUAAUGUUAAUUUUUGUUUAUCUCGCUUGUUCUGCGGAUCUAUCCGCGGCCGGAGUCGAAAUUUCUUGUCGCGGUUUGGUCGACGAUAUAGCGAUUGAUAAUUUAAUAUACAAUAGUGAUAGUAGAAAAAAACGCGUUUUUAAUUAUCGAAAUAGCGCCAAUUAUUCUGUUUCAGUUUUUGUAGAUUUUAAGCGAAACAUUUUAGGCCUUAGAUGAGAGAGCAUCAACAUUUUUUUCGCAGUUAGUGAAAGAGAUCGAUCAAUCGUCGAUGAAGCGUCGAUUGCUAUUGCCUCGAACAGAUUCAUUUUCGCAUUGCAAUAAUAAUCAUAAUGAUAAAUUAGUAUACUGCACUUGUUAGAGAAAUUGUACUAUAAAAAAAAAAAAGUAUAAUAAUCAUAAGGUUUAUUAUAUUAUACACAAAAAAAGUUACAAACUUGAUUUACAUAUAUCAUCCUGUUACAGCAGACUUUAACAUGUUGCAUGAAAUAAAUCGUUUUAUAAGUAUAA